ACUCUAUUAUUUUAAAUUUUACAAAUUUACGAUACGGUUAUUUUUUCAUUCCCUUUAGAAAUCCAUUGGUUUCGCAUUGUUCGGAAAUUUCGCGGCUACCGUCGAUUGGUGCCACGAUCAACGGAUUUGCAAAGAACAAGGACAUUUUAGUCAAAACCAAUCGUCCGAAAUUACAGCGGAGCUAUACUGGCGGGAACCUGCACGGCCUGAGUGAAAUUAAACAACAUAGUUUCAAACAAUUAACCCUACAGUCUAUUAAAGAAUUGAAUGAGAAUUUUUUAACACAUCACAGAGGAUUAAUCAAUUCCCUACCAGGGAGGUCAAGGUCGGACAGUGUCAACAGUAUUCUUGAAAGGAAUUAUCAAAACGAGUAUGAUGGGCUCGGACCGGAGCUAGGCUUCGCACCACACACCCCGUACUUCUCAAAGUGGAAAAUAUCUGGAUUUAAACAUGAUAAGGUAAUUUUGACGAGCCUAACAACCAUGUCCGAGACACAAGAAGUUACGCCGGAGUUCGUACAGUACAUAAAAGAGAGAGACGCGGCUGUUGAGGAGGCGGAGAAAGCAAAAGCGGAACUGAGAGAGACUCAGUGUAAACUAUACGACUCUAUACUUCUUACUGAAGAAUUGGAAAAGAAAUUAAAAGAUCUAGAGGCUAAUCAAAAAUCAACCAAAACUAAGAAAACAACUACAGCAACUGCAGGAAAAAAGAAAUUAUCGGAUCCAGCUUCUAAAGGCAGACGAAUGUCCGUAAAAAGCGCAGUCAGUACCGGAAGUACAUCAAGACAAACAAGUUUUGUAAGUUCUGCGCGCGCAUCAGAGGGUGGCCUUUAUCAUCCGCCCGUGAAGGAUUUGGAGCCAGUGGCAGAUUCAAGAGAAUAUUAUUGGAAACUUGCGGAGAAGUUUCCAACAUUACCGAUGCACCAGAUUUUGGACGCUGAGAAAAAGUUUAUUAAAGCGGAUACUGAUAAUAGUGGGUUUAUCGAAAUAGCGGAGUUGGACAAAGUUCUGUCUGAUAACGUUGGGUUAUUCACACCAGAUCAGCUGACCACGAUCUUUAAAGAAAUAGAUCUAGACGGUAGCGAUACCUUAGAUUUCCAUGAAGUUCUCUUUGUGAUAAAUAAAUUGUUUUCUCGACGGAAAACCAACUUGCCGCAGUCUGUCCAGCAAAAUUACUCAAAAACGUGUAAUGUCCAGUAAGAUAAAAACAACGGAAAUCUAUUUCGUACAAAUAAUUUAGCUGACCCGACGUUAGUGAUAUAAAAUGUAGUGACUAUGUGGAACAUUGUGUGACUGAUAUAGAAUUGACAGAUGUUAAUUAGUUGCAAACAUUUUUGCGUUUACAUAAAUUCUAUUUUUUAUUCAUUAUGUUGGCUUUUCUCUUAAAGAAGAAGCCAAGUAAAAAAAGCAAAAAAAAAAAAAUAACUGCAGGCUCGAUGUUUGUUGAUGUAG
Ruditapes philippinarum (Manila clam) is the source of this 1451-nucleotide messenger RNA. RefSeq lists its product as uncharacterized. The transcript has 6 exons. Bases 483 to 1199 code for a protein of 238 amino acids. The record is from RefSeq and is a predicted model, not a curated record. Gene Ontology annotation, molecular function: calcium ion binding. Lineage: Eukaryota; Metazoa; Mollusca; Bivalvia; Venerida; Veneridae.